AUGGAUUCCACCACAAUCAAGAAGAGAAAGUCCCGCGACUCCAAUGGCGUAAAGGUCUCGAGCAAGAAGCGAGCCGAGCCCCCCGCCGCCGCCCCCGCGCAAAAGUCGAAGAAGGUGAAGCGCAGCAAGGAGCCCGAGCCCGAGCCGGAAUCCGACGAGGAGGAGGUUGAGGCGGGCAGCGAAGAGGAGGAGGAAGAGGACGUCGCAGACAACUUCAAGGAAACCGAGAACCAAGAAGAUGACGAGGCCGACGGCUCAGACCUCGACGAGGACGUCAAGGCGCCCGCGAAGAAGGCAGACGAGGGCGACGGCACCGACAUCCCCAACCGCGACAACCUCACCCUCCCGCCCGUCGCCGGCGCCGAGGCGCACGACUUUGCCCAGCUCAACCUCUCGGAGAAGACGAUGAAGGCGAUAAAGGAGAUGGGCUUCACCAAGAUGACCGAGAUCCAGAGGAGGGGAAUCCCGCCCCUGCUGAGCGGCAAGGACGUGCUCGGCGCGGCCAAGACGGGUUCCGGCAAGACACUCGCUUUCCUGAUCCCCGCCGUCGAAAUGCUCCACGCCCUGCGCUUCAAGCCCAGAAACGGCACUGGUGUUAUUGUCGUCUCGCCCACGCGCGAGCUGGCGCUGCAGAUUUUCGGCGUCGCCCGCGAGCUCAUGGCGCACCAUUCGCAGACGUACGGCAUCGUCAUUGGCGGUGCCAACCGCCGCGCCGAGGCCGACAAGCUGCAAAAGGGCGUGAACCUACUGAUCGCUACGCCCGGCCGCCUGCUGGAUCACCUGCAGAACACGCCGUUCGUGUUCAAGAACCUCAAGUCCCUCAUCAUCGACGAGGCGGACCGGAUAUUGGAGAUUGGUUUCGAAGACGAGAUGCGCCAGAUUGUCAAGAUCCUGCCCAAGAACGACCGCCAGACGAUGCUCUUCUCCGCCACCCAGACGACAAAGGUCGAGGACCUCGCGCGCAUCUCGCUGCGACCCGGACCCCUGUACGUCAACGUCGACGAGGAGAAGCAGCACAGCACGGUUGAGAACCUGGAGCAGGGAUACGUCAUCUGCGACGCCGACAAGCGGUUCCUGCUGCUCUUCUCCUUCCUGAAGCGGAACCUGAAGAAGAAGGUCAUUGUCUUCUUCAGCAGUUGUAACUCGGUCAAGUACCACGCUGAGCUGCUCAACUACAUCGACCUGCCGGUGCUGGACCUGCACGGCAAGCAGAAGCAACAGAAGCGGACGAAUACGUUUUUCGAGUUUUGCAACGCCAAGCAGGGCACCCUCAUCUGCACCGACGUUGCGGCCCGUGGUUUAGAUAUCCCCGCAGUAGACUGGAUCGUCCAGGUCGACCCCCCCGAUGACCCGCGCGACUACAUCCACCGCGUCGGCCGAACCGCCCGCGGCGCCAACAGCAAGGGCCGGUCCCUCAUGUUCCUGCAGCCGAGCGAGGUCGGGUUCCUGACGCACCUCAAGGAGGCGCGCGUGCCCGUCGUCGAGUUCGACUUCCCCGCCAACAAGAUUGCCAACAUCCAGUCGCUGCUCGAGAAGCUCAUCAACCAGAACUACUACCUCAACAAGAGCGCCAAGGACGGCUACCGCAGCUACCUGCACGCGUACGCCAGCCACUCGCUGCGCACCGUGUUCGACAUCAACAAGCUGGACCUGGCCAAGGUCGCCAAGAGCUUUGGCUUCUCGACACCGCCGAGGGUCGACAUCACCGUCGGCGCGAGCAUGAGCAGGGACAAGAAGACGCAGGGCAGGAGGGCGUACGGCAGCCAGCCUAGACAGCAGCAGGGCACCGGUGGGUUCUACAAGAAGCGGUAA
Molecule: messenger RNA, 1812 nt
Organism: Colletotrichum spaethianum
Lineage: Eukaryota; Fungi; Ascomycota; Sordariomycetes; Glomerellales; Glomerellaceae
Product: ATP-dependent RNA helicase HAS1
Exons: 2
Coding region: 1-1812 (603 amino acids)
Biological process (GO): maturation of LSU-rRNA from tricistronic rRNA transcript (SSU-rRNA, 5.8S rRNA, LSU-rRNA)
Cellular component (GO): nucleolus
Molecular function (GO): ATP binding; RNA helicase activity; nucleic acid binding
Source: RefSeq, a predicted model, not a curated record